CCCCAGACCCACUGCAUCCCUCUGCGGCCGGGUUGUCCUGUAUCCCACGGCGGGCUCUCUCUGCCUCCUGUAUCCGCUGCGCCAGCUGCGUCCGCUGUACCCACUGUGCCCGUGCUGCUGCUGCCGUCGCCGCUGCUCGACGCGGGGGACGCCGGCGAGGUGGUGAUUGGAGCCCUGCGGAGAGCCCUUGCGUGCCCGGCUCGGCCCCAGGAACCCAGGCUGCCCUGACCCCUGUUCUCUCUGCCGCCGUGAAGCCAUGAGCUGUGUCCUGAAGGGCGUCGUCCCCUUGGGGCUGGUGUUGCUGGUCUGCGGAGCCCAAGGCUUUUUCCUGCCCAACGUCACACACUUAGAGAAGAUGCUUAGCAAAUACCAGCAGGACAGACCCCACUCCCGGGUCCGGAGGGCCAUCCCCCGGGCGGACAAGGAGGAGAUCCUCAUGCUUCACAACAAACUUCGGGGCCAGGUGUACCCGCCCGCCUCCAACAUGGAGCACAUGACCUGGGACGACGAGCUGGAGAGGUCGGCAGCGGCGUGGGCCCAGGAGUGCAUCUGGGAGCACGGGCCCACCAGCCUGCUGGUAUCCAUCGGGCAGAACCUGGCCGUGCACUGGGGCAGGUAUCGCUCCCCCGGCUUCCACGUGCAGUCCUGGUAUGACGAGGUGAAGGAUUACACCUACCCCUCCCCCGACGAGUGCAAGCCCUGGUGCCCCGAGAGGUGCUCAGGGGCCAUGUGCACCCACUACACCCAGAUUGUCUGGGCCACCACCAACAAGGUCGGCUGUGCCGUGAACACCUGCCAGAGGAUGAACGUCUGGGGAGAGGUGUGGGAGAAUGCGGUCUACCUCGUCUGCAAUUACUCUCCAAAGGGGAACUGGAUUGGAGAAGCGCCCUACAAAAACGGCCGGCCCUGCUCUGAGUGCCCGCCCAGCUACGGAGGCGGCUGCAGGAGCAACUUGUGUUACCGAGAAGAGACUUACGACCAAAAGCCCGAAACGGACGAGAUGAACGAGGUGGAGGUGGCUCCCGUCCCUGAAGAGAAGCACGUCUGGGUGCAGCCGAGGGUUGUCAGGCCCACCAAGCCCAAGAAGACCCCUGGGGUGAACUACAUGACCCAAGUUGUCAAGUGUGACACCAAAUUGAAGGACAAGUGCAAAGGGUCCACAUGCAACAGGUACCAGUGCCCAGCAGGCUGCCUGAACAGCAAAGCGAAGAUCUUUGGGACCCUCUUUUAUGAAAGCGCGUCCAGCAUCUGCAGGGCAGCCAUUCACUACGGCAUCCUAGAUGACAAAGGGGGCCUGGUGGACGUCACCAGGAACGGGAAGGUCCCUUUUUUCGUGAAGUCUGAGCGAAACGGUGUGGAGUCUUUGAGCAAAUACAAGUCUUCCAGCUCCUUCACGGUGUCAAAGGUGAAAGUGCAGGACCUGGACUGCUACACCACCGUCGCCCAGCUCUGCCCGUUUGUGAAGACGGGGACCCACUGUCCGAGAGUUCGUUGUUCGGCGUACUGCAAAGAUGAGCCAUCCUACUGGGCUCCCGUGUUUGGGUCCAACAUCUAUGCAGACACUUCGAGCAUCUGUAAGGCAGCCGUGCACGCGGGGGUCAUCAGGAACGAGAGCGGGGGCUACGUGGACGUGAUGCCCGUGGACAAGAAGAAGAUCUACGUGGGCUCGCUCAGGAACGGAGUCCAGUCUGAAAGCCUGAGGACCCCUCGAGACGGCAAGGCCUUCCGGAUCUUCGCUGUCAGGCCGUGAAGCCCCAGCGCCGGGGAGAGGGGGCGCCUUCAGAAGGGCUUCGGGGGUUUGCUUUUUAUUUUUACGUUGUCAUUUGGGGGGUGGGCUGGGGAUCUGGAGAGUCAGGAAGCUUCCUUGAGUGGCGUUCGGUGCCCCAUCCUUCAUGCCUUGUCUCAUCUCUGCACCGUGGAGAAACAGCAUCCUCGGGGUCCUGACCACACAGCUGGUGGCCGGUCCCGCUGACGCCUGGGGGUCCCCACCUGGGGGCCCUCUCUGCAUAGACAGUCAUCCGAGACGUUCCUUCCUGUAUGUUCUUUUGUGGGUCUCUAAGCCCGCAAAGAGCACAGCGGGUUUGGGGCUCAUGCGAUAAGGCCCGCAGGGGCGUGGGGAGAGACACGGCGAGCGCACGUGGGCUGAGUUUCAGGAAAGGAGUAGAAGGUAGUUAUUUAAAAAAUUAAAAAACACCGUCCCUACCAAUGGAGAAAAAUGGGUUUAAUGUUUGCUGGUCAGACAAACGGGUGGGAUCAAGGGGCUGGGGGAAGGGAGACGCCGCUCUGCCCUGGCGCCUGUCCUCGCCAGCAUCCUGCCGUGCGCAGGCUGGGUCUACAUACAGCAGUGCUGGUUUAUUUAGAGUUCAGCAGUAACUCCAGAGGUUUAUCUUGUCUUUGUCCUUCUCUUCGUCCACGUGGCCUGUCUGUUUGCUGCCGUGACCUUUGGUCUCAGUGAGGACUAAUGAACCAGGCUCCUUUCUUUACCCCCUACCCAUUGUGGCUCCCGCCCCAGCCCAGACGAGUUUACGUGUCAUAUUUCACACCCGGGUCUUUGCUUUGCAAGCAGUUCUGUCUGAAGCCCACUUUUUAAAUUUAAUUCCUGGUCUGUGUUGGUUCCAUUGAGAUGUCUAAAAAACAGCCAAAGAAGGGCUAUUUUGUUGCUGCUUUUAGAAAAAUGACAAGUAAAUGUGCAGAUUCCCCGUCUGUCGGAUGACCUAUUUUUUAGCAGUGGGAGGAAAGGAAUCCAGAGCACAUUCCUCGCCGAGGUUAGCAGCUCUGGGAGGAGGAACCGUUUGUGGUUAUGAAACCGUCCUGCGGCGUAAUGACAACAAGAGAUGGGAACACUCUAGAAGGAUUUCUCUUCCUGUUUUUGUGGAACGACUCUUGCCAAAUGUUCCCUAGGCUCCGAGGACUGCGGUGCCCUCUGGCUUCCAUCCCUUUGUAAGAGUUCUUCAUAAGCCCAGACCAAAACCCACAGUGAAAUAAAAUCCCCUUUUGUAAAUAGUAUGUCUUUGCAGAAGGUGGCAUUCCACCCUCCGCCAUUACGCUGGCCAGUAUAUCGCUUUUGUGAAUGUCGGUUUCAGGUUGAUUUCAAGCACCAUCAAAAUGUUUCAAAGGCAAAGGAACUAGCAGAAAGUGAAAAAAAAAAAAAAAAAAACCCAAAAAACCAAGCUAGCUUGGGCAAGGAACUCUCUACCUGGGAACUCGGGGCGUGGGUUGUUGAGUGCAUGUCUAAUAAAUGCAGAAACUGAAGGGGAAUCGCUGCCCCUCCCUGCAGGGAGUCUGUCAAAGCGAUGAAACGUUUUGCUUGACGGAGCUGAAAUGAGCAGGACUGAGUUUUUCCUGGUGCAUUGUGGGCUCGUAGUAAUUCACAGGUUCUGAGUAUUCAACCCCAAAUACCAGAGCAAGGAAAUUUGGUCAGCCUGUCAGAUAUUGUGUCCAGGUGCAGCCCAAGAUGUGAGUACUCAGAAACUUCUGGAUUCGAGGUGUUGUGCUGCUAGAUUUGGUCCAUCGGACUUGUGCCUUGUCACCAGCCUCUCGUGGCUGUGGCUAUGUCGAGACUGCAAGUUUGGGGUUUUGGAAUCAGUGACAGUCCUGGAGGUUGCAGCGGGUUUGUCCUUGAACUGUCCCUACCUGAGGUCUCAGAAUCUGAAACUUCCAGGGUGAGUCGACCCCAUCAUUUAAAAAUAAAGUUCCCAGCUUCCUGAUUGCCUCUUCCCGCCCAGCUAAUGGGAUUAAAGGUCCUCACCAGACCCAGACCUUCCUGUCUUUUUUUGUCCUCACGAACAUUUUGAAACUGGAACCAUUUUUCUUCUGAAAAUGGAAACAAAACUACCAAAUAGAAGCCCUUGUAAUGAGGGACGGCCUCUGAUUUGGUGUGUUUAGGGCCCAUCGCGCCAUCGACACUUAACCCAUAAAAAGAUGACAAAUCAGGCCAACAGUGUUUCUGGGUCUCCCGCCCCUAGAAUGAAAAUUUUCGGUUUCCUUCCGAUUUUUGCCCCACCGUGUUCUGAUUUUCCGUGUUGUCUGUAGGCUCACUCAGCCCGCAGCUUACGUGUGUGCUUUUUUCUAUGAAAAAUGAUGUGUUUUGCUACUUCCUAUGUACAAAAGUUUCUUGUAAAGUUUGUGUGUGUGCUUUGCAUGAACAGGGACCACGUUGCCAUUGUUUCAAUAAAACCGGUUUGAUUUCUAAGA
Molecule: messenger RNA, 4194 nt
Organism: Equus caballus (horse)
Lineage: Eukaryota; Metazoa; Chordata; Mammalia; Perissodactyla; Equidae
Gene: CRISPLD2
Product: cysteine rich secretory protein LCCL domain containing 2
Cellular component (GO): extracellular region
Source: RefSeq, a predicted model, not a curated record